UGUGUGGAUGAAGAUACUGUGCUGAAAGAAUGCCUCACACAACUCACCGCCGUUCAAGCACCUCUCUGGUGGGCGGGCGGCGCCCCAGCGUCCUUGCCCACGGACCUGAUAUCGCUUCAGAGCUCAACCUCCUCAAGGAGGAAACCCACACGGGAGACCACUUCUUAACCCCCGCGCAACUCGAAGUCGUUUACCGAACUAACAUCCAAACUGGACUCACAGAAAGCUUCGCCGAGGAACAACUCAAGACCCACGGCCCCAACGCCCUCAAGGAACUAAGAGGCAACAGCUACUUCAAGAUCUUCCGCCACAACCUGUUCGGCUGGUUCCCCUGCGUGCUGUGGGUCGCCGCCAUCGUUAACUUCGUCGCUUACUUCUGCGUGUCCGACGACGACGCUGGCCACUCCAAGAAGGAGUACCUUUACUUAGGCAGUGUCAUCACGUCGAUCGUCAUCGGCACCGGAUUGUUCGGUUUCUACCACGAGGCCAAGAACAUAGCUGUCAUGAGCGGCUUUGAGAAAUUGGUGCCACCGAACGCUGUCGUCAUCAGAGAAGGAGUUAAGAAAGUGAUCCCCAACGUUGACGUGGUUAUAGGUGACAUAGUGGAAAUGAACGGCGGUGAGGUAGUCCCGGCGGACGUUCGGAUUGUAUCAUGUUCAAACUUCAAAACAGACAUGUCGUCAUUGACGGGUGAAUCGGAGCCCAUAAAACAUCGCUCGGAAUGGACCCACGCCAAUCCCCUGGAAUCCAAGAACAUGGCGUAUUUCAGCUGUCCAAUAACUGAAGGCACGGCCAAAGGUGUUGUGGUAGCGAUUGGUGAAUUGACUCAAAUUGGUAAAAUAGCAGGGCUAGUUACAGGGUUGGAAAAGAAAGAAACGCCGAUUGCAAAAGAAAUAACACACUUUAUUAUAAUCAUCUGUGGAGUAGCCUUCACUUUUGGAAUUAUAUUCUUCAUAAUGGUAUUUGUGAUACAGAGAAAGUGGCUAUCAGCACUGCAGUACAUGCUGGGGAUCAUUCUUGCUAAUGUACCUGAAGGUUUGAUUGUUACUUUAACCGUUUGCAUGACUCUAACAGCUAAACAACUCAGAAAAAAGAACUGUUUAGCGAAGACCUUACAAGCCGUAGAGACGUUGGGUUCCACCUCGUGUAUAUGCUCGGAUAAGACGGGAACACUUACUGAAAAUCAAAUGAAUGUGUCCCACCUGUUUUGUAACUUUCAGAUAUUCGACAAAACAGACCAUACUCACGUUUCGGACUCUACCUAUGCCCAUUUAUGUUUAGCCGCAUCUCUAAAUUUGAAAGCUGUUUUUACUCAUGACACAAUGAACUUGCCGGUUGAAAAAAGGAAGAUUAUGGGCGAUGCGUCUGAAUCUGCGAUAUUGCGUUAUAUGGAGUUAAACCGAUCUGCGAGUAAAACACGGGAAGAUAAUCCAAAGAUAGCAGAAAUACCUUUUAGCUCGGCUUAUAAGUAUCAAGUUACAAUCCACAACAUGCAAACUACGCACAGCCACUACUUGAUAAUGAAAGGGGCUCCUGAAAUUGUCCUAGAAUAUUGCACCAGGGUGCACACCGAUGAAGGCGAGCAAUCUCUAACGCCUCAGUUGAAGAAGGAAUUAAAAGCUAAUUUUAUCAAGUUGGCUAAUAUGGGUGAACGAGUUAUUGGGUAUUGCGAUUACCAUUUACCCCUUUCUGCGUAUCCAAUAGGCUACCAAUUCGAUACACAGCAGAGAAAUUUCCCAGUGGAAGAUUUGACAUUUUUAGGCGCAAUAUCUAUGAUUGAUCCGCCGAGGUAUAAUAUUGAAAAAUCAAUAGCUCUCUGCAGACAAGCUGGAAUAAAAGUGAUAAUGGUGACAGGUGACCAUCCCGUGACAGCGCUGGCUAUAUCCCGCCAGUGUGGGACAAUCACUCAGCCUACUGCGUAUGAUUAUGCCUUCGAGCAUCACAUCGAUCUGAGCGAUGUCCCGCCGCAUAUUAAAAAUCAGUUCAGGUCUGCAGUUAUUACCGGAGAUGAGCUCCGUAAAAUGAGUGUCACUGAUCUGAAAACUGCGCAGCAAAAAUAUGACGAAAUAACUUUUGCACGGACCAGUCCCCAGCAGAAGUUGUUUAUUGUUGAGACGUAUCAGUCUUUAAAUCACGUGGUCGCGGUCACCGGCGACGGGGUGAACGAUUCGCCUGCGCUUAAGAAAGCAGAUAUCGGCAUCGCGAUGGGAAUCACCGGGACAGAGGUUUCAAAGCAGGCUGCUGACAUGAUUCUCUUGGAUGAUAACUUUUCUUCCAUUGUACUGGGCGUUGAAGAAGGCAGGAAAAUUUUCGAUAAUUUAAAAAAGACUAUCGCUUACACAUUGACCUCCAAUACGCCUGAAAUGUUACCUUUUAUUCUUUAUGCGUGUCUUGGCAUGCCUUUACCGUUAUCAUUGAUGUUGAUCUUGAUUGUGAAUGUUGGAACUGACUUGCUGCCCGCUAUGAGCCUAGCGUACGAAGAUUCGGAAGAGGAUAUUAUGUCGAUUCCACCUCGUAAACAAAGCGAUCAUCUCGUAACUAGAGUUAUGAUAUACAUGGCUUAUUUCCAGAUCGGUUUGAUCCAAUUUUUUGCUGGUAUGUACGCGUACUUUGUGGUGUUCGCUCAAGACGGAUUCUUUCCGUCAUCCUUAAUGUUCGUUCGUGCUGAAUGGGAGAAGGCGACCAUGUCUGUCAAAGAUACCUUGGGUAGAGAAUGGUAUUACCCUGACAGAAAGAAAAUAGAAAGAAAAGCGCAGACGGCUUAUUUCGUCGCUAUUUGUUGGACGCAGAUAUCAGAUGUAAUAAUUUGCAAGACUAGACGAGUUUCGCUGUUGAAGAAAGGGAUGAAGAACCAUGUUCUUAAUUUGGGCAUUGCGGUGGCUCUGAUUGUGGCGUUGUUGGUGACGUAUCUGCCAUUUUGCAACGAGAUAUUCAGCACGGAGCCCCUGGCAUGGCAUGACUUCUUCCUAGCGUUACCUUUCAUGCUACUCAUGAUUUUGGGAGAUGAAUUCAGGAGAUAUUUAAUACGAAACAAUUAUUCCAAAUGGGUCGAAGAGGAAACUUAUUACUGAAAAUAACAGUUAUUUUGAAAGUGGAUUAGGUUGGAUUAAGGCGAAUUUUAGUUAGGGCUUACAUUUAAGUUUUA
Molecule: messenger RNA, 3145 nt
Organism: Ostrinia furnacalis (Asian corn borer)
Lineage: Eukaryota; Metazoa; Arthropoda; Insecta; Lepidoptera; Crambidae
Product: sodium/potassium-transporting ATPase subunit alpha
Exons: 1
Coding region: 30-3071 (1013 amino acids)
Biological process (GO): potassium ion import across plasma membrane; proton transmembrane transport; sodium ion export across plasma membrane
Cellular component (GO): plasma membrane
Molecular function (GO): ATP binding; P-type sodium:potassium-exchanging transporter activity; ATP hydrolysis activity
Source: RefSeq, a predicted model, not a curated record